Messenger RNA from Photinus pyralis (common eastern firefly), 1379 nucleotides. Its product is annotated as G-protein coupled receptor Mth2-like. The record is from RefSeq and is a predicted model, not a curated record. Lineage: Eukaryota; Metazoa; Arthropoda; Insecta; Coleoptera; Lampyridae. Gene Ontology annotation, biological process: G protein-coupled receptor signaling pathway; cell surface receptor signaling pathway. Gene Ontology annotation, cellular component: membrane. Gene Ontology annotation, molecular function: G protein-coupled receptor activity.
AUGGUGAAAAUCGAAUGUUUGGUGUUUGGGCUAGUUUUAAUCGGCGCAGUCCAAGCUCAAAAUAAGUGCUGCAACCAAGGUGAAAAUGUAGUGUAUCGGAAGGUGUGUCAAAACGGGUCGAAUAUCACAGGAAUCUCUUGCGAUCGCAUGUACAUGAUCGAACCGCCGAAGAACGGCAAGUUUAAUAUAGACUCCAAUGGAACCCUGAUUGAUGAUGAUAUCGAAAUUUACGUGGAGGAAUAUUGCUUAACAAAGACAAACGACUCUGAAGACGUUAUAGCAUUGGUCUGCAUGUAUAAUGACCCAACGGAAGAGUCUGAAUUUUUCUACAUAUUCCGAGCCAGCUGUGCUGUAUUGUCUGUGGUUUUCCUAGUUCUAACCAUAAUUGUAUACAUCUUAGUGCCAAGUUUACAAGAUUUACAGGGGAAAUGUAUCAUGCACUCAAUAACUGCUUUGGCAAUCGCUAUGCUUUUUCUGGGCAUUAUGCAAUUUGGAGUACAGAUUUCGGAAAAAGUGUGCCAGAUUGUUGGAUACGUUACAUUCAUGGCAUUUUUUUCAACCUUCACGUGGCUGAACACAAUCUCGUUUCAUAUAUGGAGAACUACUGUAAUGCCACACGCACACGCAAGUUCAACGCAGUGGUACCUCACAUACUUAAUCUAUGCGUACGGUAUACCAUUACUAAUGCUAAUAAUAGCACUUGCAGCCCACCACGCGCCCGGUAAUCACAUCAAACCUGGAAUUGGAGACAGUGUUUGCUGGUUUCAAGGUAGGGAAGCAAUUUGGGCAUACUUUUACGGUCCAAUAUUGUUUCUGCUAAUACUAAACGUUAUUUUCUUCUGCUGGACCAUCAAGGCAUUAUGGAGGGACUGCAGAACCAUGCAGAACAGUUCUUCCAAGGUCAAAUCGUUGAAAUACAAGUGCCUCUUGUACGUGAAGUUGUUUUUUAUCAUGGGACUGUCGUGGAUAUUUGAAGUAUUAUCCUUUGCAUUCGAUGAUAAAGAGCAUUUUAUUCGAUACGUGUGGAAUGUGACAGACUUCAUUAACUCCAUGCAAGGGGUUUUAAUAUUUCUGAUACUGAUCAUCUUUAGAAAGAGGGCGGUAAGAGAGUUGGCUAAACAGGGAUUGUGUUGCAUUCGCCUACCGGCAGAAUGGAAAACUUUGCAAGAUGAGGAGUGUGAAGAAUUGUUCGACCAAAAAGAGUUUAGCAUGGAGAACCAUCCCGAAGAACACUUGUACAAAGAGAAGACACACGCAGUGCGCCAUGAGGCGUGAACUUUAAAGAGUCUCGAAAAACACAUGAUGAUGCGAGGUUGAGAAAAAGAAUUUUGCAUUGUUAUAUUGUAAAUAACAUUUCUUACAUACAUUUUUAACAAGAA